Odontomachus brunneus is the source of this 5640-nucleotide messenger RNA. RefSeq names its product protein RUFY3-like. The transcript is spliced from 12 exons. The record is from RefSeq and is a predicted model, not a curated record. Gene Ontology annotation, cellular component: cytoplasm. Gene Ontology annotation, molecular function: metal ion binding. Lineage: Eukaryota; Metazoa; Arthropoda; Insecta; Hymenoptera; Formicidae. Bases 2565 to 4739 code for a protein of 724 amino acids.
CGGCGCGCUUUUUAAAAGUCCGCGUUCGCCGGGAGUAACUCUUGGCGCGCGUGAUUAUUAGCGUCCGUGUGCACACGUGUCCGCCGUUAUCACUGUUCCCUUACUGACAAUCCCUCGAUACUGUUCAGAGUUUGAAAUAAUUGAAUAUCCGCCGCCAAAGUUGAAAAACAAGUUGUAAACGACCGAAUUAUUUCGGAAUUCUCAAAGAAAAUGAACGUGUCUACAGGUGAGGCUUGUUGCUUCAAAAUAGGCUGAGCAAGUAAGGGCUACGUGAGCCAUAAAACAGGUGUUAAUACGUAACCAGUCCUUACUCAAUAAUUUGUAAAGCGAAGCGAGACGACCCACUUUUCAGUAAUUUUCAAUAGUAAUGUUCAAUAGAUAAUACUUCAAUAGAUAGUAUUUCAAUAGAUAGUGCUUCAGUAAAUAGCGUUUCAAUCGAUAGUACAAUGCUAUAAGGCAGAACUUAUAAAUUUAUUAGAUAUCAAGCAGGAUCUGUCUGAUUUAUUGGAUAUUUAUUGGAUAUCACGUAUAUAUUUAUUGGAUUGUUCAGAUUUUACGCGUCAAGUGCUCAGAGAGCUCCGUGAAAAAUAACAUAGUUAACGCUUAAAAUAAUGAAAUAGUUAAUAUUAAAAGAAGAAAGGGAUAGCUAUAAAUGAACAAAAUCGCAAAUAGUAUGCAUAGACGUGAUGAAAUUUAAGGGAAAGAAUUGAAAACUGUAUUUCUUACUUGAGGUCAGCUUUGACCCAAAUAUAAACAUUACCUUUCGCUUGAUUUUCUCUUCGGUAUUCCCGUGCAAUAUGUUCAUUAAUCAAUAUUUCUAUUUACUGAAGAUUAUGUUCUCACUAUCUCGCAGAGAACUAAACGGAAUUGACCCGUUGAGCCGAUUUACGCGUUUAAUGUUGCAUUCUUAUCGAACUUGGCACUCAUAAACAACUUUUGCAAUAUGCUAGUUGAUUACGAUUUCCUCUGAACUAUAACUGUUAUCAUAUCAAGCAAUAAAUGGAUUUUCCAACCACAUUCGAAUACCAUUUUCCUGAUGAUACAACUUUUAUUUAUUUCAUAUAUGGCACUUCUUUCUCGCUGCGGUUCACGACAUGUGCUACGCGAAUAUCAUAACCAACCGUACCAAAAAGAAAAAAAAAGGAAAAUAGUUGGUAAGCUUGCAUUAACGCGUUUCAGUGCGUAUAUACAAUAUUGUAUGUAUAUAUAAUAUUGUAUGCAUACAACGCAAUCAAUCAAUAUAUACAACGCAACGCAAUCAAUAAUGUUCUUUCUCUCACAAUACAUAUGCUAUCAAUUGUUUAAUGGUGACGUGGGAAUACAUAAACGUUGAGCCGCUUGUAUCGCUGCAUACGUCGUUUUGGAAGAAUAAUCAGCGUUUACGUUUCGAUGCGAGUAUGACUCAACCGUAACGUAAUUCAUAAUUAUCAAUAAACAUUGCUCAAUUGGUGAUUUAAACGGACUUUGCAAUAGAAUUUGUAUGUAACUUACGGAAAAAUAAAGCAAAUUUUGUAACACUGAAAUAAAAUUUUGCAGCUUGGACGCGUGAUUUUUUGUCAGUCUAUGUUCGUUCGUAGAAAGAAAGAGAAAAACUCGCAACUAAAAAAAAAUUCUCGCGACACAAUUUUAUUGCGGGCACAACCGAGGCAGUGCAGAAGCACUACCGUAUCGACGGAGUAACACCCAGUGACGGUGGCAGCACCACUUGGUAGUGCGCACUGGCAUCCGUAUUGAUUAUCAUAGAUGGAGACAAAGUCGGCGGGAAAAUCAAUAUCGCAUUUCGCCGGCGCCCUCGCUAUUUUCGACAAGAAAUUUUCUUCGCUCGACGCUCCUACGAUUUCCAAGUUAUUUCCAAGAGUGUGUUUGAGAUUGCAGAGAUUAUUGAUCUCGUUUUGUGAGCAAGUAAUCACAUAAUCGUGGGUAUUACGAUGUAGUCCUAAUCAGUGCGCGCAUCAUAUCUUCUUCAGCCGAGCUCCAGAAUUUAUUUACCGCUUUUCGUCGAGUAGCGCGACUCGUCAUCUCUCGUCGAGGCAAUGACAGAUCUACUCGUUGUUGAUAUAACAUCGCAACAACGACUAGAGGUGAACAUCUGAGACGAGAUGAGAAAAAGCAGCACGAAAUAGAUAUAAUAACGUAUACAUAUUUUUCUCCCAUUGCAAACAACGUAAACUCCGACUGUGCUAUACCAACACCUGGUGACUCAUCAUUGCGACGCAUUUAUCCAUCAGCUGAUCGAUGCAACGAGAAGAAGAGAAUACUUCGGCGCACAGUGCAUGGCAAAUCACGGAAAUAAUAACGAACGCGUAGACGUAACGGGGAUAUAUCAAAAAAACAAGCGGACGCGUAUUAUUCAUCAAUUAUUGACGAACAACUCGUCGAAGAUAAGGAGGGCAUUCGAUAUUCGAGUGUGAAUUCCCAAGUCAAUCUGCGCAGUGAAAGGCUAUCGACGAAGGGAACGAGAGUCUAUGUGAAUCGUCUGCGCUUGUACGAGUGAACGACCACCGGAAGAUAUCGCAUAAUCUCCAGGAUCGAUUGGGAUAGUGACAGCGGAGGAAUCGUCUUCUAUGCGGCAGGAAUCCCUGACCGGUCUGAAACUGCGGCCGCCGGGCGAUCACGGUGGUGUACAUCACGGCGGGGUCAUGCUUGAGGAAGACAUGGCUGGUGCUCAGGACACGAUAUACCUGUGCAAUUUUAGGGUGUCGGUAGAUGGCGAAUGGCUCUGUUUGAAGGAGCUCCAGGAUGUCGAGUUCUCGCUCCAAGACUCGAUGCAACGAUCACCAUCGCCUCCGCUUGCUCUCAGUGGUAUUAAUCACCUUCAUGAUCACCAUCAUCAUCACCAUCACCACCACUAUCAUCAUCACCAUCAGCAACAGCUUCCCGAGCAACGAGAGCUUCGCAAUAUAAUGCCACCAAGUCCACCGCCAUUGCAGCACGUCUCCAGCUUGUCACGGGACCCGGUGAUCAUCGAGAGAAGUAAUCUCGUUAACAUUUCCAAACUAAUCGUCAAGGAGCUGAUCGAAACAUCCUUGAAGUAUGGUCGUAUGCUCGAUUCCGAUCACAUGCCGUUGCAACAUUUCUUCAUCGUUCUCGAACAUGUGCUUAGGCAUGGUUUACGGCCGAAGAAGGGUCUUCUCGGACCCAAGAAGGAGCUCUGGGACAUUCUUCAGCUCGUAGAAAAAUAUUGUCCCGAAGCGCAAGAUAUUACAUCCAGCAUUCGUGAUUUGCCUACUGUUAGGACGGCUAUGGGUAGGGCUCGCGCUUGGCUUCGUAUGGCAUUGAUGCAAAAAAAGUUAGCAGACUAUUUGAAAGUUCUGAUAGAUCACAAGGAUGAUAUUUUGUCGGAAUACUUUGAGCCAGACGCUCUCAUGAUGAGCGAGGAGGCAAUCGUGGUGAUGGGUUUAUUAGUGGGAUUAAACGUGAUCGAUUGCAACUUCUGCGUAAAGGAGGAAGACCUCGAUUGUCAGCAGGGCGUAAUCGACUUUUCGUUGUAUCUACGUAACAGUAAUCACAUACCCGGCGAAUCUCCAGACGACGAGCUCGAAAACGACAACAUGACCACGGUGCUCGAUCAAAAGAACUACAUCGAGGAACUCAAUCGACACUUGAACGCGACGGUGACGAAUCUCCAAGCCAAAGUAGAAUCUCUAACGACAACGAAUGCUCUUAUGAAAGAAGAUCUCGCUAUCGCUAAGAAUAACAUCCUAUCGCUUCAAGACGAAAACAGGCAGCUAAAGAAGGAACUCGGUAUCGAGGUUAAAGACGCGAAUGAGAACGGAAAGGCACCCCUUAAAAUAACAGAAACUACAGCGGAAAUGGAAGAACUUAGAAGCAGAUUAGAAUCUGAAAAGAAAUUUCGGCAAGAUCUGGAAAAAGAAUUGGAGUUACAGAUUAGCAUGAAGUCCGAAAUGGAGGUAGCUAUGAAGUUGUUAGAGAAGGAUAUACACGAGAAGCAAGACACAAUAAUAUCUUUGAGACGACAACUGGACGAUAUCAAGUUAAUCAACUUGGAAAUGUACAAAAAGCUGCAGGAGUGCGAAGGCUCGCUUAAGCAUAAGACAGAACUGAUCACAAAGUUGGAAGCUAAAACACUAUCGAUGACUGAGACCAUCCAGAAAAUGGAUGAGAAGUGCAAGGAGAUCGAUGGUGUCAGGUCGGGGGCGGUGGAGAGGGUGAGAGUCCUGGACGCGGAGGCCGCUGAGAGGGAAGCGCGGACGAAUGGGGUCGAGAGGGAAUUGCGACUCGAGCGCGAAUGGAGAACCUCCUUGCAGGAAACAUCGAUCUGUAACACGGAGAAGAUCUCUCAAUUACAUCAGGAGAUCGAUCAGCUGAAACGGGUGUCCGAGAGAUACUUGACGCUGCAGGAGGAGUAUUAUGCGCUGAAGGAGGUGUGCAGCGAGCAGGAACGAACUCUGGAGGAACUUGGGGGACAAUUGAGCGCGGCCAAAUUAGCGGCGGCCGAACUGCGCGAGGCCGCUGACAACGUUCAGCAGCAGCAGCAGCAGUCGGCGCUGCAAGAAGGAUCGGUUGCCUGGGCGAACGAUCGGAUGGUCACCCAAUGCAAGGGGUGCAGCCGUGAGUUCAACAUGACUCGUCGCAAGCACCAUUGUCGCAAUUGCGGGAACAUUUUCUGCAACGCGUGCAGCGAUAAUGCUACAGCCUUGCCGAACUCAGCGAAGCCUGUGCGCGUUUGUGACGAAUGUUAUAUGUUUCUAGUUAGUCGUUACUCGGUAACGCAUUAAUACUACGCGUGCAUUUUUGUUUUUUCGUAAGCAUUCCGCAUAACGGAGAUUUCAACCUGAUGCAUGGUCUCCGGCGGAGGAAAGAAAAAAAGAAAAAAGGAGAAAAUGAACGAAAAGGGAGCGCGGAAGAAAGAACCGAGCGUUGACAAAAUCUGUCCGAAAAUACAGCCUUUGAAUGUGUUUCUUGUUUAUGGUACGUUAUGCGUAACCGUUUAUCGCAAAUUGAACGUAUACGAUGACGAACAAGCCAAUCUGCCGCGAGCGACGUUUCGUCCCGCUUUGGUACCUUUUUUCCUAUUUUUCUGUUUUUUUUUCUUUUUUUUGGUUUACGAAAAUGCUCACGGUAUUCUAGAGUUUAUAUUACUUGGCUCGAACGAAUGUACAAUUUUUCUGAUUUUAUUGUUAUAACGUAAUUUUUACGUAAUACUAACUUUUUAAAUAAUCUUACAAAUAAUCGACGAAGGCAUGCGAACGAUAAAGUUGAUUUAUUUUCCUUCCCAUUUCCACUUGAUUUUGCAGUAGAAUGAUUUCAGUUUGCUGUACAACAGUUAUUAUUAUCUCACUUGGUGGCGGUGAGUGGAAGAAACGACUCCGUCGAUCGGUCACGAGUCCGAAAUAUUUACGAUACACAAACACUUGUUCAUAUGUGAGUUUUGUAAAAAAAAAUUGUUAACCACGCGCUUUGUUUCCGGUAGCGUUCGAUAGUAUCGUUUCUCGUUUGUUGCGCUCAACUUGAGCGCGGUUAGAUCGUAUAUUACCAGCGUAAGACUGUGACUCGGUGGCGAUUUGUGAAGUAACGAAACUGCAGCUUUGUUCGCGCGCUGCAGUGUCCAAACGCGUGCCUGUACAAUGAUAUUUUUAAGAUAUUGUGUACCAUCUAAAAAAGAUUAUACGUAAAUAA